AUGAAUGCUGCAUUCGCACCUUCCAUGGUCUUUUCAAAGAAAACGGCAAGCGAGGUUCUUGUAAAAAGAAGUAGUGUUCACCUGUUACUUGAAAAAAGAAAGGUAGGGAAUGCUAUCAUCGGAGCGCCCGAAACUAUGGAGGCUACAUCCAUCGUUAAUGAGGAUGCGGGAAAUAUUAAGCCACCUGCGAAUGAUGGCCACGUUUUAAUGCAAAGAAAAUCCACAAUGCACAACUUCUACCACAGCACUUAUAGCGGCAUCUGCUGUGGUAGUGUGAUGACUGGAGGUAUAUACGAUACGAUGGCACCAAAUUGGUUCUGUUAA
Molecule: messenger RNA, 324 nt
Organism: Sclerotinia sclerotiorum 1980 UF-70
Lineage: Eukaryota; Fungi; Ascomycota; Leotiomycetes; Helotiales; Sclerotiniaceae
Exons: 4
Coding region: 1-324 (107 amino acids)
Source: RefSeq, a predicted model, not a curated record